This is a messenger RNA of Pelmatolapia mariae (spotted tilapia), 2431 nucleotides long. RefSeq names its product tumor necrosis factor receptor superfamily member 13B. Bases 132 to 875 code for a protein of 247 amino acids. The transcript has 5 exons. Gene Ontology annotation, cellular component: plasma membrane. The record is from RefSeq and is a predicted model, not a curated record. Gene Ontology annotation, biological process: hematopoietic progenitor cell differentiation; negative regulation of B cell proliferation; B cell homeostasis. Lineage: Eukaryota; Metazoa; Chordata; Actinopteri; Cichliformes; Cichlidae.
CCCAAGUCAGGCACUAAGUGUAUAUUUAAAUUAGCUUCCACGCUGAAAUACAGGCCUGUGUCACUCUCAUCUUCAAAUCAAGGAUUCUCCCUCCGCGUCUUCAUCUCGCUUGUGUGAGGGUUAUCAGGCCGAUGGGUGGAGGCUGUGCUGAAGGUCAGUAUCGGGAUGCUUUGGUGGGGUGUAUGGACUGUCUGGGGACAUGUCAGAAAUCACUUGUAAUCAGCAGAUGCAGAAGUUUCUGUGAGGCUGUAAAUUGUAAGACUCAACCUGGCCACUACUACGAUAAGCUGCUAAACAAAUGUAUAAAGUGUAAAGAGAUCUGUGGCACACAUCCUCCAGAAUGCGCCCCACACUGCCAGACUGAAGUUGUCGCAGGACCCUCCACACUGAAAGACUCUGAUAUCCUCAUCUACUCCCUGCUGGCUGUGUGCCUGGCGCUGCUGUUUUCUAGCUUGUUUCUGGCCUUUGUAGCCUUUCUUAGAGGAGGCAAGGCCAAAACCUCUAACCCAGGAUCCACACAGGGCAGUCAAUCCAAGAAGGAGAAAGAGAGCGAGGCCAGGCCGGGACAGGAGACUGGUAUUCCAGCUAGGCAACUGGGAAAAAGCUCCAAAGAUAUUCUAACGUCUCUGAGCUGCCCCGUUAACCUCGAGCCAUCAGACGACUCCCUGCCAACAGAGACCUGCGUGUGUGUCCACUGCUUCCCCGACAUGAACGUGCGGGGCCCGGCCCACAGCAGGACGCUCAGAGACCCUCCCGUGCUCUACCAGCAAGCUGUCCUCCAAAGAGCCCAGACCCAAAACGGAGGGGCUUGCUGGACGGAGCAGAGCUUCCGAACCUAUGACAUGAAGGUCCAGGAGGAGGCAGCAGUGGGAUGAGUUUAGUGGUGCAAGUGAACUGGAAUUAAUUACCGUGUCUCCGAUCCAUCAGAGAAGGUUGUCGAUAUACUGGAUAUUAUGUUGGGGGUAAAAAAAAAAAAAACACAACAAAAAAACAAAACCAACAAUAACAGCAAAAAUACUAAAAACGAAAUGCUACAAACACCAUCACAAUAUGUGACAAAGUAUGUGACAAAUCAGUCCGUCACUAUAAAUAUAAUAUGGACAUAGCGUCUAGGUUGAAUUUAAUGACCACCAGGGGGCGAAACCAAGCCCUCAGCGUUGACCUUAACUCUACUCUUUUAAGCACUUGUUUAACACUUUCUGGAAAAUCCUAUAGAUCCAUCACUCAUUUCAGAUCUUAUGAAAUCAAAUAUUAAGCUAAUUUUAUGUAAAUUCGGUGAUUCUGAGAGCCAGAAAAGAGACCCAGAGUGUUAUCACUGGUUAAUGAUCAGACCCUCCCCUGAUAACGUACAGUCGCAAGACACAAAGAUGGAGAGGGUGAAAAUUCCCAGCUUCAUAACAAGAGUUCACAAACCGGUUUUUGACCUCGCAGUUCCUUCACUCAUCAUUUAUACUGAAACCUUCACACUCACUUUUAAUACAAAAACUUUAAUUAUAUCUUUGCAGGAAAAAGUGUCUGAUUUUAAGGAUUUUUAUGAACUACAUAAGUGUUUGUGUGUGUGUGGACGGGUAUUAACAUCUUUGUGGGGACCAAAAAUUGGAAGUUUACUAUACUUGUGGGGACCAACAGCCCUUGUGGGGACCGAAAUCCCGGUCCCAACGAGUUUAAAGGCUUUUUUUGAGACUCUUUUGAGAAUUGUGGUUUUAGUGUCAGGGUUACAAUUAGGUUAUGGUUACGUUUAGGGUAAGGGUCAGGGUUAGGCAUUCAUUUUUGAUGGUUAGGGUUAGGGUAAGCAGCUAGAGAAACCAUUAUGUCAAUGAGAUGUCCCCACAAGGAUAUAAAUACACACGUGUGUGUGUGUGUGUGUGUGUGUGUGUGUGUGUGUGUGUGUGUGUGUGUGUGUGUGUGUGUGUGUGUGUGUUGAAAUUUGUCGCCUUUAAAUUUGUGUUUCUUUUUCCAGCAUGUUUUAAACCCUCAUAAGAAACCUUCAUUAGUAAGCACAUGAAACCAAAUUAAUUUUAUAAGUUUACCCAAAGUGCACUUUUUAAAGGGUCAAAUGAUAUAACAAGUAUGAAAUUGAUAUGAAAGGUCUUAUUAUCUACAUUUGAUAGUAGAUAAGCCAUCUUAUCUACUAGUCAUCUUUAUGCUGUAAAAAACCAGCUGAUUCUAAAGGGAUCAGGUGGGAAUGUUUGGGGUUUUUUUCUAUAUGUAUCGACCCAAUUGGGAAAAACGGGAAUUAAAGGGAAGUAACAGCAGGAUGUUCAGGUUUCCCUCGACUGCAGUGUGAAAAUAACACACUUUAACAUGAAAUACAACAUUAUGCUUCACUUCAUAUUUCUGCAUAUGAAACAUGCUUAUAGGUUUUCUGUCAUGUUGCUUUUGCUUAAUGUCAUUGUGAAUGUGUAAAUGUAAAUCAUCAGGCCGCAUAUUG